This is a messenger RNA of Entelurus aequoreus (snake pipefish), 6177 nucleotides long. Its product is annotated as arg8-vasotocin receptor-like. Gene Ontology annotation, biological process: G protein-coupled receptor signaling pathway; regulation of systemic arterial blood pressure by vasopressin; positive regulation of vasoconstriction. Bases 195 to 1334 code for a protein of 379 amino acids. The record is from RefSeq and is a predicted model, not a curated record. Gene Ontology annotation, cellular component: membrane. Lineage: Eukaryota; Metazoa; Chordata; Actinopteri; Syngnathiformes; Syngnathidae. The transcript is spliced from 4 exons. Gene Ontology annotation, molecular function: peptide binding; vasopressin receptor activity.
GACAAUGAUGACGUGACUUUAGUACAAAGUUUGAAUGUCUCUUUUUGUUUUCAUAGCUGAACCGGAACGGCAAGAACAACAAUCUCCAAAACCCAACUUAAAGAAGAGGCUGAGGGUGGAGAAGCAGAGUAGGAGAGCGCCACCGUUGGAGAACUUUGCUGGUGAGGGCCGUCCCUGCAGGUGAUCGACACGCCAUGUCCUCCCCCACUGCGACGGCGGGAAACUUCUGGCAGCCGGUAGAAAAUGUCAGCAGUCGGGGUCCUGACCCGUGGGAACGUGACGAGGCGUUGGCCCGGAUGGAGAUCAUCGUGCUGAGCGUGGCCUUCGUGGCGGCGACGGUGGGGAACGCCAGCAUGCUGCUGGCGGUGCGAGUUAGCCAGAGGAAGCCGUCACGCGUGCACCUGUUCAUGACGCACCUGAGCCUGGCCGACCUGGUGGUGGCCUUCUUCCAGGUGCUGCCGCAGCUGUGCUGGGAGGUCACCUUCCGUUUCCAAGGCCCAGACCUACUGUGCCGCGCCGUCAAGUUCCUGCAGGUGGUGGGCAUGUUCGCCUCGGCCUACGUGACCGUGGCCAUGACCGUGGACCGCUACGUGGCCGUGUGCCACCCGAUGACGACCCUCAACCGACCGAGGCGGCGUGCACGUGCCAUGAUAGCGUGCGCGUGGGCGUGCAGCCUGGCGCUGAGCACGCCGCAGGUCUUCAUCUUCUCCAUGCAGGAGGUGUACGCAGGCUCGGAUGUGUACGACUGCUGGGCUGACUUUGUGGAGCCGUGGGGUAUGCGCGCCUACAUCACGUGGAUCACGGCCGGCGUCUUCCUGGUCCCAGUGGCCGUGCUCGUCACGUGCUACGGCUUCAUCUGCCGCGCCGUGUGGACCAAUGGCAAGUGGAGCUCGCGCGGGCGGAACAUGCCGGGUGUAUCCCGCGGCAAAGUCCGCACGGUCAGGAUGACGCUGGUGAUCGUCCUCGCUUACGUCACCUGCUGGGCGCCUUUUUUCAGCGUGCAGAUGUGGUCCGCGUGGGACGACAACUUCACCUGGCACGAUUCUGACAACAUGCCGGUGACUCUCUCGGCGCAGCUGGCCAGCCUCAACAGCUGCGUCAACCCGUGGAUCUACUUGAUGUUCAGUGGGAACCUGCUGUCCGAUUUCGCCAGGCGACUGCCUUGCUGUCGCCGCCUCAGCGCCAAGUUUUCUCGUCCCGAUUCGAACAGCAGCCCCCGGUCGAGCACGCAGCUGUCCCGCUUGCAAGGUCCGCGCCACUCUCGGCCAUGCACGGCGAAGAACUGCCCAGCAGAGACUGCGCCGCCUCCGUGUGAUGCCAAAGAACCAGCUUGAGGGGAAACUGCAGGAAGGCCCUGCAGAUGGAGACCACGACAGCGGAGAAGAUCAUCGGCCGGCCCUCCGCCCUCCUUAGAGGUAAUUGCUCGCUCUCGCUGCCUCGGCAAAGAAAAUCCCGUCAGACGCCUCUCACCCUGAUCAGCACUUGUUCAAGAUGCUGCCAAGAGAUUUUGCUAACACAAGAUCAGGACAAACAGAGUUCAACAGUUUCUGCGCGUGGGCCAUUAGGAUAUUGAAUCUGUCCCAAUAGCUUACAUUGAGUUUCACUGUUGCACUGCUGUUUGUACUGCUAUUUAACAUUUUAUUUAUUGUUUCUCUUAAAGGCCUACUGAAAGCCACUACUAGCGACCACGCAGUCUGAUAGUUGAUAUAUCAAUGAUGACAUCUUAACAUUGCAACACAUGCCAAUACGGCCGGGUUAACUUAUAAAGUGACAUUUUAAAUUUCCCGCUAAACUUCCGCUUGAAAACGUCUAUGUAUGAUGACGUAUGUAUGAUGACGUAUGCAUGAUGACGUACACUACCGUUCAAAAGUUUGGGGUCACCCAAACAAUUUAGUGGAAUAGCCUUCAUUUCUAAGAACAAGAAUAGACUGUCGAGUUUCAGAUGAAAGUUCUCUUUUUCUGGCCAUUUUGAGCGUUUAAUUGACCCCACAAAUGUGAUGCUCCAGAAACUCAAUCUGCUCAAAGGAAGGUCAGUUUUGUAGCUUCUGUAAGGAGCUAAACUGUUUUCAGAUGUGUGAACAUGAUUGCACAAGGGUUUUCUAAUCAUCAAUUAGCCUUCUGAGCCAAUGAGCAAACACAUUGUACCAUUAGAACACUGGAGUGAUAACUGCUGGAAAUGGGCCUCUAUACACCUAUGUAGAUAUUGCACCAAAAAGCAGACAUUUGCAGCUAGAAUAGUCAUUUACCACAUUAGCAAUGUAUAGAGUGUAUUUCUUUCAAGUUAAGACUAGUUUAAAGUUAUCUUCAUUGAAAAGUACAGUGCUUUUCCUUCAAAAAUAAGGACAUUUACAUGUGACCCCAAACUUUUGAACGGUAGUGUAUGCGCGUGACGUCAAUGGUUGAAACGGAAGUAUUCGGCCCCAUUGAAUCCAAUACAAAAAACUCUGUUUUCACCACAUAAUUCCACAGUAUUCUUGACAUCUGUGUUGGUGAAUCUUUUGCAAUUUGUUUAAUGAACAAUGGAGACUGCAAAGAAGAAAGUUGUAGGUGGGAUCGGUGUAUUAGCGGCUGGCUGCAGCAACACAACCAGGAGGACUUUGAGAUGGAUAGCAGACGCGCUAGCCGCCGACCUCACCUUGACUUCCUACUUCUCCGGGCCGCCGACCGCAUCUAUGAUCGGGUGAAGUCUUUUGUCACUCUGUCGAUCGCUGGAACGCAGGUGAGCACGGGUGUUGAUGAGCAGAUGAGGGCUGGCUGGCGUAGGUGGAUAGCUAAUGUUUUUGGCAUAGCUCUGUGAGGUCCCGUUGCUAAGUUAGCUUCAAUGGCGUCGUUAGCAACAGCAUUGUUAAGCUUCACCAGGCUGGAAAGCAUUAACCGUGUAGUUACAUGUCCAUGGUUUAAUAGUAUUGUUGAUCUUCUGUCUAUCCUUCCAGUCAAGGGUUUAUUUCUUUUGUUUCUAUCUGCAUUUAAGCACGAUGCUAUCACGUUAGCUCCGUAGCUAAAGUGUUUCGUCGAUGUAUUGUCGUGGAGAUAAAAGUCACUGUGAAUGUCCAUUUCGCGUCCUGGACUCUCAUUUUCAAGAGGAUAUAGUAUCCCAGGUGGUUUAAAAUACAAAUCCGUGAUCCACAAUAGAAAAAGGAGAGAGUGUGGAAUCCAAUGAGCCAGCUUGUACCUAAGUUACGGUCAGAGCGAAAAAAGAUACGUCCUGCACUGCACGCUAGUCCUUCACUCUCACGUUCCUCAUCCACGAAUCUUUCAUCCUGGCUCAAAUUAAUGGGGUAAUCGUCGCUUCCUCAGCCCGAAUCUCGCUCGCUGCUGGUGUAAACAAUGUGGAAAUGUGAGCAGUCCUUCCUCCUGUGACGUCACGCUACUUCCGGUAGGGGCAAGGUUUUUUUUUAUCAGAGACCAAAAGUUGCGAAAUUUAUCGUCGUUGUUCUCUACUAAAUCCUUUCAGCAAAAAUAUGGCAAUAUCGCGAAAUGAUCAAGUAUGACACAUAGAAUGGAUCUGCUAUCCCCGUUUAAAUUUUAAAAAAUCAUUUCAGUAGGCCUUUAACAGAGCAGCCACCAAUAUUUUUGCCAUUAUGUCAUGUUUCAUGACAAUAAAGUGUUCUAUUCUAUUCCAUUCUAUUCUUUUCUAUUCUUAUUCCACACUCUUAUUGCACAAUCAAUACUCAUAUCCCACAACAAAUACUCCCGUUCCACACUAAGAUUCCACAGUAAAUACUCUUAUCCCGCAAUAAGUACUCUUAUCCCUCACUCUGAUUCCGCAAUCAAAACUCCUAUUCCACAAAAAACAGUUACAUUCCACAAUAAAUACUCUUAUUCCAAAUGAAUACUCUUAUUUCAAAAUAAAGUAAAAGUAAUACGUAUAAUAUCAUCGCAGGGACAAUACAGAUAGACAACAUUUUUAAUUUUAUUCCUCACUCCUAUUUUUCCUGGACCUGAGGCAUGAAUACUGUACUCUUAUUCCACAACAAAUAAUCCUACCUCACAAUUAAUACUCAUAUUCCACACACGUAUUCCACAAUUAAUACUCUUAUUCCACAAUAAACUCCUAUUCCACACUCGAAUUUCAUAGUAAAUAAAUGAAUGAUAAAUACUCCUAUUCUGCAAUAAUCACUCUUGAUACCACAAUCCAUACUCCUAUUCCACAAUAAAUACUUGUAUUCCACAAUACACACUCUAAUUCCAAAUGAAUACUCCAUUCCAAAAUAAAAUUAAAAUAAGUAUUUUAAUGUAUUAUUUUUUUAAUAUUUUAUUUUAUUAAGAUUCCUCACUGCUCAUUCCGAAAUAAAUACUGUACUCUUAUUCCACAACAAAUAAUCUGACUGCACAAUAAAUAAGACUAUUCCACAUGUUUAAUCCACAAUCAAUGCUCUUAUUUCACGAUAAAUAGUCUUAUUAAUUAAUAAGCUUAUUCCACAUUCUCAUUCCCCAAUCAAUACUCCUAUUCCACUAUAGAUACUCUUACUGCACACUUGUAUUCCACAAUAAAUACUGUUAUUCUGCAAUAAUAACACUUAUUCCACAAUAAAUACUUUUAUUCCACACUCAAUUCCACAAUAAAUACUCUAAUUCCAAAUGAAUACUUUACUCCAAAAUAAAAUUUAAAUAUGUCUUUUUAAUCUAUUCUUUUAGUUGAUUAAAAUUCCUCACUGCUCAUUCCGCAAUAAAUACUGUACUCUUAUUUCAAUACAAAUAAUCUGACUUCACAAUAAAACAAUUCCACAUGCUUAAUCCACAAUCAAUGCUCUUAUUUCACAAUAAAUACUCUUACUGAACACUUGUAUUCCACAAUAAAUACUGUUAUUCUGCAAUAAUAACUCUUAUUCCACAAUAAAUACUUUUAUUCCACACUCGUAUUCCACAAUAAAUACUUGUAUUUCACACUCAAUUCCACAAGAAAUGCUCUAAUUCCAAAUUAAUACUUUACUCCAAAAUAAAAUUUAGUUUCCUAUUUUUAAUCUAUUCUUUUAGUUGAUUAAAAUUCCUCACUGCUCAUUACGCAAUAUAUUCGGUAUAUUCCAAUACAAAUAAUCUGACUUCACAAUAAUUGAGACAAUUCCACAUGCUUAAUCCACAAUCAAUGCUCUUAUUUCACAAUACAUAGUCUUAUUAAUUAAUAAGCUUAUUCCACAUUCUCAUUCCACAAUCAAUACUCUUAUUCCACAAUGGAUACUCUUACUGCACACUUGUAUUCCAAAAUAAAUACUCUUUGUCCACACUCGGAUUCCACAAGAAAUACUCUUAUUCUGCAACAAUUACUCUUAUUUCACAAAUACUUUUAUUCCACACUCGUAUUCCACAAUAAAUACUUGUAUUCCACACUCAAUUCCACAAUAAAUUCUGUAAUUCCAAAUGAAUACUUCACUCCCCCCAAAAAUAUGUAUUUUUAAUCUAUUCUUUUAGUUGAUUAAAAUUCCUCACUGCUCAUUAUGCAAUAAAUUCUGUACUCUUAUUCCACAACAAAUGAUCUUACUUCACAUUAAAUAAGCUUAUUCCACACGCUUAUUCCACAUUCAAUGCUCUUAUUUCACAAUAGCCUUAUUAAUUAGUAAGCUCAUUCCACCAUCAAUACUUUUAUACCACACUCAGAUUUCACAAUAAAUACUCUUAUUCUGCAGUAAAUACUCUUAUUCCACACUCGUAUUCCACAAUAAAUACACAUAUUCCACACUCGUAUUCCACAAUAAAUACUCUUAUUCCACGCUCUGAUUUUACAAUCAGUACUCUUAUUCCACAAUAAAUACUCUAUUCCAAAAUAAACACUCUUAUUCCACAAUGUUUUGUUGUUGUUGUUUUUUUUACAUUUACUGUACUUCAUUAACUGAUGUGUAUGUUUCCCACAGACUACAGUAACAAUCGAUUGUAUGCUCUUAUUCCUACUUUACAUGCGGGCCAUUCCACCCAGUAUCUGACAUUUGCAUUUCCAGGAACUUAAAUGUGUAAAUGCAGAAUAAAUGAACUGUAAAAUCCAUGUUUAUAAUGGCCUACAUGUCCUGCACUUUUAGAUUACAUUCAACACUGGAAGGACAGCAUUUGUAAUCAUUUUGAAUACUUCACAAAUGUUAUAUUUUCUUUACAUAUUUGUGUUACUCCUUAUUCUAACUAUACUUUAUGCUUUUAUUAUUUAUAAAAAAACAAACAAUGAGGUGGAAAUGUAUACUUUACUGGUGU